AUGCAGCAGUCCCCAGGCAACAGCAGCAUCAACAGCAACAUCAACAACAGCAGCAGGCGCGGAGGAGGAUGCGGGGGCGUGCCUGUCAGCUGGUGCUGUGCAACAGGAGCAGGAGGCGGAGGAGAGGGCGGCAGUGGGGCAGCAGGAGCACCAGGUGGAGGCGGGGGCGAGGGCGGUGGGGGGGCAGGGGAGCGGGGAGGAGAAGAGGGACUGGAGAGUAGGGAGGUGGGAGGAGAAGAGGGACUGGAGAGUAGGGAGGUGGGAGGAGAAGAGGGACUGGAGAGUAGGGAGGUGGGAGGAGAAGAGGCUUCGGCAGAGAGUGGGGAAAGGGAAGGAGAAAUGGGGGGGAAGGGGAAACAAGAAGGGGAGGUGAAGCGACAAGAAGAAGGGGAGGGGAACGGGGAAGAGAUGGGGCAGAGAGGUGGGAGGGAGAGAACACAAGGUGGAAGAGUGGGAGAGGAAGGGGAAGAAGGAGGAGAGGAGCAGGAAGGUGGAGUGGGAGGGGAAUGGGGAGGAGGAAGUGGAGGAGGGGAGGAGGAAGGUGGAGUGGGAGUGGAAAGGGGUGGAGGAGGAGAGCAUCUUCAGCAAGAGCUGAGAGUGGAAGUGGGAGGGGAAGGGGGUGGAGUAGGAGGGAGAAAGUCUAAGAAGGGAAGGGGGCAGAGAUGUGGGAGGGAGAGGAGAGAAGGUGAAGGACUGGGAGGGGAAAGGGGAGGAGGGGGAGAGCAACAGCCUCAACAACAGCAGCAGCAGGAGCAGAUUAAUGGGAGGGGAAGAGGGGGUGGUGAAGGAGGAGUGGGAGGGGAAGGGGGAGGAAGAGGAGAGCAACAGCAUCAGCAAGUUCCAGAAGGGAUUACAGUAGUUACACACAAGGGCCGGACAGAGUGGUUUUCGACAUCGGAGUUGGAGGAGGGGAAGGAGCGAUGUCACGACCCGCGUCAGCGGGUGUUCGGUCGGAUACUUCGCUCAAGAAUCUUUCACGGUAUCUAUGGGGCGUCGGAGGGGGGUAAAGACAAGUACAGAAUUCGAGUUCAGGGGAAACACAUCGGAUACUUCUUGAAGGCAGACGCUGGAGUCGCCUCGGAGCUGGCGCACAUCCUCUCAGGAGUUGAAUUCCCCAUUGCUUUUGUUUUCAUCACAGAAGCGCAGUUCAAGACUGCCGUGGAUCGGGGUGGAAUAAAGGAAGGGGAAUUGUGGCACAAAGUGAUUGCGGAUUUGUCCCGUGUAACAGUGUAUCGUGGGGAGAAUGAGGAGACUGAGGAGGAUGAGGAGGAGGAUGAGAAGAUUGAGGAGGAUGAGGAGGGGGGUGAGGAGGAGGAUGAGAAGAAUGAGGAGGAUGAGGAGGAUGAAGAGGGUGAGAAGGGUGAGGAGGAUGAGGAGGAGGAUGAGGAGGAGGAUGAGGAGGAUGAAGAGGGUGAGGAGGAUGAGGAGGAGGAUGAAGAGGGUGAGGAGGAUGAGGAGGAUUGA
Messenger RNA from Closterium sp. Naga37s-1, 1464 nucleotides. Lineage: Eukaryota; Viridiplantae; Streptophyta; Zygnematophyceae; Desmidiales; Closteriaceae. The record is from the annotation of a GenBank genome assembly.